GGCGCAGACUCGGCCCCCGCGCCCCGGGACUGGACCCGCGCGGCCCCCAACUUGGUGCUCUGGUCUGGCCGAUGCGCACGUCCUGCUCCAGCCCGGCCACACCCCGGACCCCAGCCCUGCUCCGAGCUCGCGUGGCCGCGAAGCCCCCGGCCGGCUGAGGCCACCCCCGCGCGCGCCCCGCUUCCUGCGGCGGUGGUGCGGCGGCGGGGGUGGGGGGGGAGGGCGGAGCCGUCACCUCCGCCGGUGGCCGCGGACACGCCCAGUUUGGUGCUUACCCUGCUGCUGCUUCCCUUCGGGUCCGGGCCGGGAGAGGGAGAGGCUCUGGCUCCUGGUGGAGGGGCGCCUUUGCCCAGCAGGGCCCCCAGGGGUUUGGACUGGACCCCGCCGCGGCCUUGGGGGCCCACGGUGAGCGCCGAGCCCUGCUCCCGGCCCUUCCUUCGCCCGGAAGCGCCCAGCGCCUCUGCUCCAGCUCCGACAUGUUUGAAUAAACGGCCACGACUUUCUGAAAUUCUGGUAGUGUCGCCUCUUGGGGUGCGAGCCCUUCGGACUGCCCCUCUCGGGGGCGGGGCUGGUGCCAGGCCGGUGGCCCCAUCUUGCCUUUCAGCUCAGAGGAACUCGGCCCCCACCCUCGCCACAGGCACCCGCACGCUCUCAGCACCCCAUCCAGUGCACGCACCUCGGCCUCCAACUCUAGCACGGGGGACGGGGAGCUUCUGGAAUGUGGGAGGAUAUUCUGUAACUGGCGUUAUGUCUUCUACCUCACGGACAGGGUUCUCUGAACCUCACGACGGAGAUGCCGCCGGCCCCCGUGUCACCGCCUGGCGACAGAGCCGGCGCCCGGACAGGCACCCGGGGCUGCUGAUCGCCAGGGCCCCGGCCCGCUCCUCCCCGUCCACGACGUGAGGAGGGGCACAGACCCCACGCCCCACGCCGGCUCUGUGUCCCUCCGGCCCGCUGCUGUGCUGCAGACAGUAGGCGGGGGCCGACCAUGAUCCAUUCCAAACAAUACCAGCGCCAGCCAGACUCACCGCCUCUCAGCCACGCCUCUCGAGGAAGAAACGAUGUUUAUUCCUAAAAAAAACCAGAAGACGUCUUCCACCUGUUUCUGUGUGUUUCUCAAAGAACAGGUGAUCCGGUGGGAGGCUGGGGCUGGAGCAGCUGGACCUGCUCAGCCCCACGGGAGCCCCUGACCUUAGAGGCCGGGACCAGGACGCAGCCACGGGGCAGCCUGGGGGGAAGGCCAGAGCGGACCCCUGCCCUCCCUCUACGGACUGCGCCUUCCUCUAAGCCAUUUUGUACGUCGGUAAAGAGCGCGGAAUCUCUCUUUUUUCUGUUUUGGAGGUUUGACAAACGUCAAGGAAUUCAAAGGCGGAUGUUAGUUCCUGAAGUUUCCGUUUGCAGUUUUUGCCUUGCUUCUGUUUGAAUCUUAUAAUUAAACACAGCUUUUGAUACUUA
This is a messenger RNA of Eubalaena glacialis (North Atlantic right whale), 1455 nucleotides long. RefSeq names its product basic proline-rich protein-like. The record is from RefSeq and is a predicted model, not a curated record. The annotation marks the transcript as partial. The transcript has a single exon. Lineage: Eukaryota; Metazoa; Chordata; Mammalia; Artiodactyla; Balaenidae.